Messenger RNA from Epinephelus fuscoguttatus (brown-marbled grouper), 1932 nucleotides. It is a transcript of the gene vps26b, whose product is annotated as VPS26, retromer complex component B. The transcript is spliced from 6 exons. NCBI's taxonomy places the organism in Eukaryota, Metazoa, Chordata, Actinopteri, Perciformes, Serranidae. Gene Ontology annotation, cellular component: endosome; retromer complex. Gene Ontology annotation, biological process: intracellular protein transport; retrograde transport, endosome to Golgi. Bases 484 to 1485 code for a protein of 333 amino acids. The record is from RefSeq and is a predicted model, not a curated record.
AGUAGAUCAUCCAGUGCAGGUGGCGUACAUCCUGAUCAUUUGACAACAUUCACCGUCUUUUCUUACAGAAAACAAACAUGUAAUAGAUUUUUACAGAGCGAGAUUUUUGUCCAUUACGGAGCAGACUAGUUUGUGGCGGGUGUAGACUAUUUCCUGGAGACAUUAAAGUCAACAGAAGGAAAGCACAAACGGCUAAUUUGCUGAUGGACGUAUUAUUGUGCGUUUUGGUUGUGCCGUCGUAUUGCUAUUUUGCUCCGUCGGUAUGGACAUGUAGCUAAUGUAGAGUUGUCUGUAAAACAUCGUCGACUUUCUCCAUGUUGAAUAGUGUGUUUUGUGCUCGGAAAGGGAACUAGGGUCGCACACCCUGCAGGCCUUACUGUGGUUUCUACUUUGAAACAUUAGCAGGGUUUUUGGGUCAGUUUGCUAACAAGUGAGUCAGGACAGGAGUUUACACGGCACACACGGUCACUGCUUCACAUCACGAUGAGUUUCUUUAGUUUUGGACAAAGUGCGGAGAUUGAUGUGGUCCUCAAUGACGCCGAGACGAGGAAGAAGGCUGAACACAAGACUGAAGAUGGGAAGAAAGACAAAUACUUUCUCUUCUAUGACGGUGAGACUGUCAGUGGGAAGGUGAAUGUCACACUGAAGAACCCUGGCAAGAGGCUCGAGCACCAGGGCAUCAAGAUUGAAUUUGUGGGCCAAAUAGAGCUGUAUUACGACAGAGGAAACCAUCAUGAGUUUGUUUCCCUGGUGAAAGAUCUUGCAAGACCGGGUGAAAUAACUCAGUCGCAGACCUUCGACUUUGAGUUCACUCAUGUUGAAAAACCUUACGAGUCCUACACAGGCCAGAAUGUCAAGCUAAGAUAUUUUCUUCGUGCCACAGUGAUCAGAAGACUAAAUGACAUCAGUAAAGAGAUGGACAUCGUGGUCCACACGUUGAGCACUUACCCUGAGCUCAACUCGUCCAUCAAAAUGGAAGUUGGAAUUGAGGAUUGUCUCCACAUUGAGUUCGAGUACAACAAAUCCAAGUACCAUCUGAAAGAUGUAAUCGUGGGAAAAAUCUAUUUCCUGCUGGUGAGGAUUAAGAUUAAGCACAUGGAGAUUGACAUCAUCAAACGUGAGACAACGGGCACCGGCCCAAGUGUAUACCACGAAAAUGACACGAUCGCCAAGUAUGAGAUCAUGGACGGAGCUCCGGUCAGGGGAGAGUCCAUCCCAAUCCGGUUAUUCCUGGCUGGUUAUGAUCUGACUCCCACCAUGCGAGACAUCAACAAGAAGUUCUCUGUGCGGUAUUAUCUGAACCUGGUGCUGAUCGACGAGGAGGAGAGACGCUACUUCAAACAGCAGGAAAUCACACUGUGGAGGAAAGGUGACGUGGUGAGGAAGAGCAUGUCUCAUCAGGCCGCCAUCGCCUCUCAGCGGUUCGAGGGCUCGGCUGCCUCAGAGAGCGCCUUGGAACAGGCUGCAAAGGAGGAGAGCGGGUAGACGAGAGCCGCAGCCCUCCAGUCUCCUCUCACAAGACUCGUCUGCGUCAGAUUACCUGUCAACUGUACAACAUCUGGUGAAGCAGCUGUUUUAUUUGUAGCGGCUGCUGGUGGUGGAGGAGGAAGGAAGAAGGGAUACCGAUACACAGUAAUACAUUCAGUAUGUGAACAAUGAAACAGUUUGCAUGAGGCAUUCAAAGUGGCUUCAGGCUGCUGGUCUUGACCUUCCUCAUUAAUGCAUUCUUCUUUUCUUUAUAAGAAUCAAACUAAUCACCUGUCGCGAUGUACACUGUGUUAAAACCUUUCAUGUGAUAUAUGUUGAAUUUUUAAGCCUUCUGUCGGUAACUUUCAUGCUUUUUGGGAUAAAUUCAUUUCUAAUCUCUUUAAUUAAUGCAGCUGAAUUGUCAUGAAUUUUUCAGAAAUGUAUCUCCAACAUUCCACCAUUGUU